UCUUAACUUAGAGUGCUUUUAUUGUGGCGUUGAUAAGAACGAACGUAUUCUUUGUGUUCUUGCAGUGGUGCUAAAUUUGUUGUUGAAGUUUCGUGCAGUGUUUAUGAAGACGCAAGUCCCGGCCUGAAAUCAGCAUGAAUAUAUCAGUGCUUUGGUGCGGGUCUGCACUUCUGCUACUCUGUUCGCUGGCAAUUGCCGAGGAUGACACAGUUGGCCCAGUCUACAUCAAGGAGCCUCCGAACAGGGUAGACUUCUCCAACACGACAGGUGCGGUAGUUGAGUGUUCAGCACGUGGUAACCCUGUACCAGAGAUCAUAUGGGUGCGAUCUGAUGGAACUGCAGUGGGGGAUGUGCCAGGACUCAGACAGGUUUUACCAAAUGGAAAUCUGGUAUUCCCUCCCUUCCGAGCAGAAGACUAUCGUCAAGAAGUCCACGCGCAAGUUUAUGUAUGUUUGGCAAGGAAUUCUGUUGGAUCAAUUCACUCCAGAGAUGUCAACGUGAGAGCAGCGGUUGCUCAGUUCUAUGUUACGGAAGCCGAGAAUGAAUAUGUGAUCCGUGGCAACAGUGCGGUGAUGAAAUGCAAGAUUCCGAGUUUCGUGGCAGAUUUCGUCUCUGUUGAAUCAUGGGUUGCAGACAGUGGACAGAUCCAUACUUACACCACAACAUCUGAUAAUUACGUGGUGCAUCAGUUCUACCAGAGCCGAGUCAUUGAUGAAUUUAUUCUUCGUGGCAAUACAGCAACUGUCAAGUGUUUGAUUCCAAGCUUCGUCGCGGAUUUCGUGCAAGUUGUUGAGUGGAUCACAGAUGAUGGCUCAUUUUCUGCAUCUCCUACAUCCGACACCGAUUAUGAUGGAAAGUACUUGGUGCUCCCUUCUGGAGAGCUUCAUAUUCGUGAUGUUGGACCAGAAGAUGGUUAUAAAUCUUACCAGUGUCGAACAAAGCAUCGCCUCACUGGAGAGACAAGACUGAGUGCAACUAAGGGUCGUUUAGUCAUCACUGAGCCUGUUGGAGCCAAAGCACCAACAUUUGCAAGUGACACGAAAGUUCUUUCAUUUGUGAGACAUUCUGGCAUUGGGUUUGGGCUGCUGUGUCAGGCUCAGGGGCACCCUGUGCCUACAUCUAGGUGGUACAAGUUCAUUGAUGGCACAAUGCGCAAACAAGCUGUAACACUGGAUGACAGAGUGAAGCAAGUGAGUGGCACACUCAUUAUCAAGGAAGCCAGAGUAGAUGAUUCUGGGAAAUAUCUAUGUGUAGUGAACAACUCUGUUGGAGGAGAGAGCGUUGAGACUGUUCUCACAGUGACAGCCCCACUUGCAGCCAACAUUGAGCCCACAACACAGACAGUAGACUUUGGUCGUCCAGCUGUGUUCACAUGUAACUUUGAAGGUAACCCCAUUAAGACGAUCAGCUGGCUCAAGGAUGGAAAAUCACUAAGUCAUGAGGAGUCAGUGUUGAGGAUUGAGUCAGUGAAGAAGGAGGACAAGGGCAUGUAUCAGUGUUUUAUUCGCAAUGACCAGGAGAAUGCACAGGCCAGUGCAGAACUGAAACUUGGUGGACGAUUUGAACCUCCUCAGAUUCGACAGGCAUUCAAAGAGGAGACCCUUCAACCAGGGCCAUCAGUAUUCCUUAAGUGUAUUGCAUCAGGUAACCCCACUCCUGAAAUAACAUGGGAAUUGGAUGGCAAGAAGUUGUCUAACAGUGACCGUUUGCAGGUUGGCCAGUAUGUGACAGUGAACGGUGAUGUUGUCUCUCAUCUUAACAUUUCAUCCAUACACACCAAUGAUGGGGGCCUGUACAAGUGCAUCGCUUCAUCCAAAGUUGGAUCAGUUGAACAUGCUGCCAAACUGAAUGUGUAUGGUCUGCCAUUUAUUCGCCCCAUGGAGAAGAAGGCUAUCGUUGCGGGAGAGAUGCUGAUUGUGACCUGUCCUGUUGCUGGCUAUCCUAUUGACACAAUUGUCUGGGAGAGAGAUGGACGUGUGCUGCCAAUCAACAGGAAGCAGAAAGUGUUUCCCAAUGGAACUCUUAUCAUUGAAAAUGUGGAACGGCUAUCUGAUCAAGCCACGUACACCUGUGUUGCACGUAACGCACAGGGUUACAGUGCACGUGGUACUCUUGAAGUUCAAGUCAUGGUCCUACCACAGAUUCUAGCUUUCUCAUUUGGCAAUGAGCCAGCGAAUGCAGGUGACAUGACAGUUGUUCAGUGUGCUGUCAUUAAGGGUGACUCACCAAUAACCAUCUCAUGGUUCUUCAAUGGUGUGGAGUUCACACCAGGCUACCAAGGCGUGCUUAUCGGAAAGAUGAGUCAGCGUAUCAGCACAUUGAGCAUUGAAGCUGUUAGGGCAAGGCACAGUGGCAAUUAUACCUGUAGAGCGAGCAAUGCUGCUGGCAAGACUGACCAUACAGCUCAUCUAAAUGUCAAUGUGCCACCAAGAUGGAUUCUGGAACCAACUGACAAAGCAUUUGCUCAAGGCAGUGAUGCAAAAGUUGAGUGCAAAGCUGAUGGGUUCCCCAGGCCCCAGGUCACUUGGAAGAGGGCUGCUGGUGAAACCCCUGGUGAUUACAAGGAUCUGAAACCAAACAACCCCAACAUUAAGGUGGAAGAUGGAACUCUGACUAUUAACAAUAUUCAGAAGACAAAUGAAGGUUAUUAUUUAUGUGAGGCUGUCAAUGGUAUUGGUUCUGGACUGUCAGCUGUUAUUCUCAUCAGUGUACAAGCACCACCACACUUCGAAAUCAAACUUAGGAACCAGACAUCACGACGCGGUGAGCCAACAGUAUUGCAAUGUGAGGCCCGUGGUGAAAAACCAAUUGGAAUUAGGUGGAAUAUGAACAACAAACGACUUGAUCCCAAGACUGACACCCGGUACACAAUGCGAGAAGAAAUACUUCCAAAUGGUGUUCUCUCUGACCUUAGCAUCAAACAGACAGAACGUACUGACUCAGCGCUGUUUACCUGCGAGGCAACAAAUGCAUUUGGAAUCGAUGACACCAGCAUCAACUUGAUCAUUCAAGAGGUGCCUGAAGUACCUUAUGGCUUGAGGGUGUUGGACAAAUCUGGACGUUCUGUUCAGCUGUCAUGGGCUGCCCCUUACGACGGCAAUUCUCCAAUCAAGCGGUACCUCAUCGAGUACAAGAUCUCUAGAGGCACGUGGGAAGCAGAUAUUGACCGGGUUUUGGUACCUGGGCAGCAGACAGUGGCUGGUGUGUUCAAUCUUAGGCCUGCAACCACGUAUCACUUGCGCAUCGUUGCUGAGAAUGAAAUUGGAACUUCAGAACCUUCUGACACUGUUCCCAUCAUCACUGCAGAAGAGGCUCCUGGUGGCCCAGCCACAGCUGUGAAGGUAGAAGCUGAAGACCAGCAUACACUCAAGAUCUCAUGGAAGCCUCCAGAGAGAGAUCAGUGGAAUGGCGAGAUUCUUGGCUACUAUGUGGGCUAUAAGCUUGCUUCAUCUGACAAACCAUACCUAUUUGAGACAGUUGAGUUCAGCAAAGAGGAAGGGAAAGAACAUCACCUGCAGAUCAGUAAUUUGAAGACAUAUACCCAGUACUCAGUAGUGGUUCAGGCUUUCAAUAAGGUUGGUCCAGGACCUAUGUCAGAGGAGACACGUCAAUAUACAGCUGAAGGAAUUCCUGAGCAGCCCCCUCAGGAUACUACAUGCACAACGCUCACCUCCCAAACCAUCCGAGUGUCAUGGGUCUCUCCCCCUCUCACUGCUGCAAAUGGCAUAAUCAAAGGCUACAAGGUUAUAUAUGGUCCAAGUGACACAUGGUAUGAUGAGAACAGCAAAGAUACAAAGAUAACGUCAUCAAGUGAAACUAUCCUCCAUGGUUUGAAGAAGUACACCAAUUACAGCAUGCAAGUUCUGGCCUUCACGUCAGGUGGAGAUGGUGUUCGUAGUGCUCCAAUCCAUUGCCAGACGGAGCAAGAUGUUCCUGAAGCUCCUAGUGCAGUGAAAGCACUUGUUAUGUCAGGAGAUUCCAUUUUGGUGAGCUGGAAGCCACCAGAGCAACCAAAUGGCAUUGUGUCACAGUAUACCGUGUAUGUGCGUGAGGACAGCGAAGAGGCUAAAGAUGAAGAACCAAAAGGCACAAAGGUUCCACCCUUCCAAAUGAGUUUUGAAGCAUCAGAUUUGAAGAAAAAGGAGCGCUAUGAAUUCUGGGUAACUGCAUCCACUAUAAUUGGUGAAGGCCAGCCAUCAAAACCUGUUUCUUUGUCUCCAAGCAACAGAGUUCCUGCAAAGAUUGCUUCAUUCGAUGACUCAUUCACGGCAACAUACAAGGAAGAUGUUAAGCUUCCAUGUCUUGCCGUGGGAAUUCCUGCUCCAGACAUUCAGUGGAAGGUGAAGGGUGUCGCCUUCCAACAGGAUGAUCACAUCCGCCAACUGCCUGAUGGCUCACUAUUCAUCAAGUCUGUGACACGUCAGGAUGCUGGAGAAUAUUCAUGCUCAGUGGAAAAUUCAUUUGGACAUGACACAGUCACUCACCAGCUUAUUGUUCAUGCUCCACCACACUCUCCACAGGUAUCCCUAACAUCAAUGACAACCAACUCAAUUACCAUGAAGUUGCGCCCACAUUUUACUGAUACAGCCCCUCUGCAUGGUUACACGGUUCAUUACAAACCUGAGUUUGGAGAUUGGGAGACUGUGCAAGUCUCAAAUCAAGCUCAGAAGUAUACAGUUGAGAACCUAUGGUGUGGAUCACGUUACCAAGUCUAUGUUACAGGAUACAAUAGCAUUGGUACAGGAGAACCAUCAGACAUUUUGAACACACGUACUAAAGGCUCCAAACCCGUGAUCCCAGAGGCAGGUCGCUUCAUUGAGGUUUCUACCAAUAGCAUCACACUACACUUGAGUGCAUGGUCUGAUGGGGGCUGCCCUAUGCUUUACUUUGUUGUGGAACACAAGAAGAAACUACAGACAGAAUGGAAUCAGGUGUCCAACAAUGUGAAGCCUGGUGGAAACUUUGUCGUACUGGACCUGGACCCUGCCAACUGGUACCAUCUGCGUGUCACCGCACACAAUAAUGCUGGAUUUGCUGUUGCAGAAUAUGAAUUUGCCACACUUACCAUAACUGGAGGAACCAUUGCACCUCCUGAACAAGAUAACACAUCAGUUAACCAGUAUUUCCCCUGGGUACCAGAGUGGUUGGACCUCAACAUUGUUGUGCCUAUAGGGGCGACCGUAGUGGUCAUCAUAGUGGGUGUUGUUGUGAUAUGUGUGGCCCUGUCACGACGGUCUCGGGGUCCUGAACAGACCCGUCUCAGAGAUGAUGUGGUAUACAACCAGUCAGCUGGUGGAAACUCUACAAUGGAUAAGCGACGCCCAGAUCUUCGUGAUGAGCUUGGUUACAUCGCUCCUCCAAACCGCAAGCUGCCGCCUGUGCCAGGCUCCAACUACAAUACAUGCGAUCGCAUCAAGAGAGGUACAGUAAUAAGUAUGGAAGAUGAGAUCUGUCCCUACGCGACAUUCCAUUUGCUGGGAUUCCGUGAAGAGAUGGACCCUAACAAGGCAAUGCAGUUCCAGACAUUUCCACACCAGAAUGGACAUGAACGUACUCACAGUGGUACCAUUGGUCCCAUGGGCCCCAGUGGGAUGGCUGGAAAUGGGCACAUCCAUCAGCGCAGUGGAUCUCAGUCCAUGCCUCGAGCCAAUGGGCGUUACUCUCGAGUAGGCAACCAGAAUGGUCCUGCCAACUGUGUACCCGGACCAGAGUAUGAUGAUCCUGCCAACUGUGCUCCAGAAGAGGAUCAGUAUGGCAGCCAGUACGGCCAGUAUGGUGCUCCGUAUGAUCAUUAUGGCAGUCGAGGCUCUGUCAGCCGACGUAGCGUAGGUUCUGCCCGUAACCUACCUUUGUCUGGGAGCCCUGAACCUCCUCCACCACCUCCAAGGAACCACGAUCCUAACAGUUCAUCCUUCAACGACUCGAAAGAAAGCAACGAGAUCUCAGAAGCUGAGUGUGACCGUGAUCAGCUUGUAAAUCGCAACUAUGGAGUAAAUGUCAGGGCCAACAGCAAGGACUUGACUACAGAGGAAAUGAGAAAGCUCAUAGAGAGGAAACCAAACGAAGCAGGGCACCAAAAUGGACUCACAGUCACACCCUACGAUACUGUGGCAGUGUAACCUUUAGUUCCAGACGCAAGAGAUACAUCUGUGCCAUCGUCUGCUGCAAAUGUAACCAGGAAUUGUCAGUUAAGCUCUUUAUUCCUGACAUCAGAUUCUGUUUUCCAUAAGGGUUACAUUCCUGAUUCCAUUUUGCAACAUAUUCAAAUUAUUGUUUUGUCUUAUUUUAAUAUCUGUUUUUUUAUUGAUGUAACUUUCUAAACAGUAACAUGAUGUGUCCAUGUUCCCAUGUAGUUAGGGGAAGGUGAUUCGUAUGAUACUCUGGCAGAUCUCCAUGAUAUUUGCUUUUGAGUUUGAUUUAAAUGAAAGCUCAAACUUUGUGACAUGUGAUAUUUUGUCAUGUAUGUAUGUUUAAGUGUCACCCCCCCCCCCCCAAAAUGACAAUGCUUGAAUAUAAUGAAGUGUAAUCAAUUUUUGAAAUUAUCAGAUUUCAUCUAAACUAGCUUCAUGUACCCACCAUGAUGGUACAGUGCUUUGAUUUGUUUACGUCAUGUUCUCUGUGUCAGUCUUAUGGCAUUAUAUACUCUACUACUAUUGUUAGCGUUUAGCGUGUAAUGUUUUUUGUCAUGAUCUGCGCAACCUCAUUGGUUAGUGUGGUCAUGAUUAUUUAAGCACGAUAGUCAUCGAAUCCUUUUCCAAUGUUUUGAAUGAAACCUGCAAAGAGACAGUUCUUGCUGUAGGAAUGUGAGAUUUUGUUAGCUUUGCUGAGUAGAGUUUUGUUUUGUUAUCUGUAUUGUAUAAUAGUAAUGUGUCGAGUUCGUACUUUCCAGGAUUGUUCUUGUACGCAGUAGACCAAAUGUUUCAUGAAUGUGGGAGCGCCCUAAUUUAAUCACAUGUCGUAAAAGUUAAGCAGAAAGCAUUCAUUAUAUUAUGCAUGCAAAAUACAUAGCAAGAACCAUAUAUUAACAAAAAUAAGCUUCUAGCAGAAGUCACGUGGCUAUAUUACUAUUUACAGAAUAUAGUAAGCGCUUUGAAAGUGUGUUUAAACGUUUUAGAUAAUACUGUGUUUUACAUAUUCUUCGAGACAACAAUAUUCAUAUAGUGUUCUUUUUUCUGUGUGUUUGUAUUUAUGUGGGUUGUAAACAUUUAAUGACUGACUUUUCAGGAGUUUCUUGCAUUACAUGAGUAUUUUAUUUUGUAUAAUUAGGAUUUUAAUAGUUUCUAGAUAGAGUUUCUAGUAUAUUACUUCAUUUUUAAGUUUUAAUAAUUGAAUGAUUAGAUGUUUUCAUUUGUACAAUUAAAUUUUUGGAGUGUAGGUUACGCCACUCGGUGAUGCAAGAGAUCUGAUAAGCAAGAGAACGAAAAGCCAAAAUAUUUGUAUGGAAAGAGUUCUUGAAACGUUUUAUUUGAUUAUAAGCCUUUCAAAUAAUGUUAGGUUUUCUGUUCCCUGUGUUUUGGGGACUACCAUAUUAAGUGUGAAAUGAGCUAUUUGUACCAAAGUUGUAGAAGUAAUGAAUUUUUGUGUUAUUAAAGAUUUACAGUCAAACCCUUCUAA
Molecule: messenger RNA, 7614 nt
Organism: Zootermopsis nevadensis
Lineage: Eukaryota; Metazoa; Arthropoda; Insecta; Blattodea; Termopsidae
Source: RefSeq, a predicted model, not a curated record